This is a messenger RNA of Achroia grisella, 9244 nucleotides long. RefSeq names its product protein sidekick (gene sdk). NCBI's taxonomy places the organism in Eukaryota, Metazoa, Arthropoda, Insecta, Lepidoptera, Pyralidae. The record is from RefSeq and is a predicted model, not a curated record. The transcript is spliced from 30 exons. The coding region runs from base 30 to 6695 and encodes 2221 amino acids. Gene Ontology annotation, molecular function: protein binding.
UUGCCGUAGAAGCGUUAAAAUUACGUGUCAUGGAAGAGUUGGAGCGGCUGGUCAAAAUGUUUCAAUACAAAGUGUUUGGAACUUUCUUGCUGUUUAUUGCUUGUGUAGUUCAGAAUACAUCAUCCGUGGAUAACACAGUACAAAUGCAACCGCCUAGGUUCAGCAUGCAGCCAUCAUCAUCAAAUAGUAUAGUGAGAGAAGGUACCACAAAAAUUUUGCAAUGCUCAGCAAUAGGAAUACCUCAACCAAUGUAUCGGUGGUUGAAAAAUGGUGUGCCGCUUGGCGAAUACUCUUCAGAAUUAUUUUAUAAGAUACACAAUACCCAGCGGCAAGACGCUGGAGCGUACCAGUGUAUUGCCAAGAACGAUGUCGGUGCAAUUUUCAGCGAAAAGAAUAAUAUCGUCGUCGCCUAUAUGGGCGUCUUCGAAAAUGCUUCUGAGCAAGUUGUGACUGCCGAAUCAGGGAGGGCUGUUAUUUUAGAAUUUCCCCACAUAGAGUCGGAACCUUCACCCUCAGUGAUUUGGCAGGAUGAAAAUGGAGCUUUGCGAUAUGACCAAAAAUACGCAAUCACUGACAAACAUCAAUUAGUUAUACUGUCCGCUUCGCAGGAAGAUGAACGAGCCUAUAGGGUAAGAGCCAUAAAUACUCAACUAGGUAAAGAAGAAAACAGCCCUUACAUUACUUUAAACAUCUUUGGAGAUGACACUAGGGAUGUCCCUCCUGAAAUCAUUAUAAAACCACAGAACACUAAAAUAACGAAAGGUCAAGAAUAUACUAACUUAUAUUGCGUAGCUAACGCCAAGCCCCUUCAUGAGCUAGAAACUUUGUGGUUUAAAGAUGGAGUUAUGAUUGAUUUAGCCGGAAUCACCUUUGAUUUAAAUGACCAAUGGAAUAGAACGCUUAGUCUUAUAUCUGCUAAUUUGACUCACACUGGCCAGUACACGUGCCAAGCGCGACUAAAGUCUGGAGGAUUUGCCACUGUAUCAGCCUCGGCAACUGUUACAGUAUACGAAAAACCUGUUUUCUUAACAAAUUUAAAAUCCGAGACUUUUGGAGAAUUUGGUAGCACAAUAACAUUGGAAUGCAAUGUUCAAGGCAUUCCUAUACCGGGCAUAACUUGGUAUAAAGAUGCUAAGAAGAUAGCAAGUGUAGGCGCUGAAGCUGGCGAUACUGAUAAUAGUGAUGUUGAUGAUGGAGGUGGCAGAUAUAGGGUACAACUUGAUCGAUCUCUCAUUAUCAAAGACCUGAGAAUGGAAGACAUGGGAAUAUACCAGUGUGUUGCCAACAACGAAGCAGGAGAAUCAUCUAUUUAUACAUGGUUAAAAAUUAAAACAAAGGAAACUAGACGACUUCCACGCAGUCACAUGAAAUUAAUAAGAAUGAGGACUACAGAUAAAAAAGCAAAAACAUUCAAAUUUGAUACAGGCACGUCCCCGCCAGUAAUGCAGAGCCCCCCAGCCAAUCUGACUGUACUCGAUGGAAAGGACGCCACUAUCGCCUGUAGGGCCAUCGGCGCACCGACUCCCAACGUCACCUGGUACUUUAAUGAUUCACUUAUUAUAAACUUAUCGGGUAGACUACAAACAUUGGACGAAGGAGACCUAUUAAUUACAGGGACUACAAUAGUCGACAGCGGAAAAUAUACUUGCCUUCGGUCUAACGACGCCGGUAACGUUUCUGGAGAAGCUUACCUCACGGUUCUAGUAAGAACACAAAUAAUAGCUCCGCCGGUUGACACGCGGGUUUUACUGGGUCAUACAGCAACGUUACAAUGCAAGGUUUCAAAUGACCCGAACGUUAAAUACAAUAUCGAUUGGUUUCACAACAAACAACCCAUGACGGUCGGAUCGCGGGUAUGGGUUGCGGCAGAUGGUGCGCUCCAAGUUCAGGCUGUACGCGCCAGUGACGCGGGCGAGUACACUUGUAUCGUGACGUCACCGGGCGGUAACCACACACGUCACGCUGUCCUGUCUGUCAUCGAGCUUCCGUUUGCUCCCACCAAUGCUCGCGCUACUAAACUCGAAGAAGCUUCACAAAGAGCCGUUAACAUCUCAUGGACACCGGGCUUCGAUGGAAACUCACCUAUUCAGAAAUUCAUAAUCCAAAAACGAAUUGUACCCGAAUUUGGUCCUACGCCGGAUCCGCUAUUGAAUUGGGUAACAGAGCCACUGAAUGUGUCUGCAAAUCUGCGCUGGGUUCUAUUGACCAAUCUGAAAGCAGCUACAUCGUACCAGUUUCGAGUGUCAGCAGUAAACACUGUCGGAGAAGGACCUGCCUCCGACGCUACCGACGUUCUAACACUGCCCCAAGAAGCACCUUCAGGUCCGCCAGUGGGUUUUAUGGGAUCAGCACGAUCCUCAUCCGAGAUAAUAACGCAAUGGCAACCACCACUCGAAGAGCACCGUAAUGGGCACAUACUGGGGUACGUAAUCAGAUACAGACUCCGCGGCUACGAUAACAGCCCAUGGACCUACCAGAAUAUUACAAAUGAAGCACAAAGAAACUAUCUAAUACAAGACCUGAUCACGUGGAAGGACUACAAUGUGCAAAUCGCAGCGUACAACGAUAAAGGCGUAGGAGUCUUUUCAGACAGCUAUACUAUUAAGACCAAAGAAGGAAUUCCCGAAGCCCCUCCAGAUAAUAUCCGGUGCGAUCCCUUUAACUCAACUGCUAUAACUGUCUGGUGGACACCACCUAACCCUCAGAAAAUCAACGGCAUCAAUCAGGGUUAUAAAAUUCAAGCAUGGCGCUGGAAUGAGGACGAAAAUAUUGAUGAAGAACAGAAGCUUGUAAGCAUUCCUCCAAAUCUACUGGAUCCUCUUACCGAACAGUCCGCUAUCAUAAGUGGCCUAGAAAAGUUCGCUAACUACAAUAUAUCGGUACUAUGUUUCACUGAGCCAGGCGAUGGACCCCGUACUGAUUUCGUUUUAGUCAGAACCAAAGAAGACAUACCCGAUGAAGUGGGCAGUCUACAAUUCGAUGACAUAUCAGAUCGAGCAGUUCGCGUCGCAUGGAGCCCACCAAAAAAAUCAAAUGGAAUUCUAAUUGGUUAUAAACUGACUUAUCAAAUAAUAGAUGACGAGAAUUCUUUUAGAGAAGAGGUUCUACCGCCUAAUGUCACCAGUAUAAAAAUCGAACACUUACAGGCCAGUACGCACUACAGACUAUCGCUGCGUGCGCUGACUGCUGUGGGCGAAGGCGCUGCACGCACGGCCACCAUCCAGUCGGGCGUGGAGCCAGUGCUGCCUCACGCACCACGGAACCUCGCGCUCUCCAAUAUUGAGGCGUUUUCGGUGCUGCUGCAGUUCACGCCUGGCUUUGACGGCAACUCAUCUAUAUCGUUAUGGACUGUUCAGGCGCAAACAGCCCGCAAUUCAUCAUGGGUGACGAUAUACGAGGUGAACGCACCAGACGUGCAGUCGAUCCUGGUGAGUGGACUGGUGCCGUUCACUACAUACCGUCUUCGGCUGAUCGCGACGAACGUUGUGGGUUCGUCGCAGCCGUCCGAGCCGUGCAAAGAGUUCCAGACUAUCCAGGCGCCGCCCGCACACCCGCCGCGUAACGUCACCGUGCGCGCCGUCAGCGCCCACAAUCUGCGCGUCCGCUGGAUCCCACUGCAACAAAGUGAAUGGUAUGGUAAUCCAAAAGGUUAUAAUAUCACAUACAAACGGAGUGGUACCAAUGAAACAUUAUUUAUCAUCAUCGACGAUCACACUGCCAACUCGCACGUUCUCUCAGAGCUCGAGGAGUGGUCCUUGUACGAAAUUCAAAUGACGGCUAUUAACGAGGUCGGCACGUCAGCAGAGAGUCCUAUAGCUACAGAAAGAACGAGAGAAGCUGUGCCAUCCAGUGGUCCCAUAGAUGUGUCAGCAAAUGCCACAUCAUCCACAACUGUUGUAGUCCUUUGGGGUGACAUACCAGUACAAGAUCAAAAUGGUUUAAUUGAGGGUUACAAAGUGUGCUAUGCAGCGAUUGUCCCUCCACCACGACCUGAGCAGCAGAAGGUAGAAUGCCAAGCUAUACCUUCUAAUCAAACGCACACCGUAACAUUGACGGAACUUAGAAAAUAUGUUGUUUAUCAAAUACAAGUAUUAGGAUAUACAAGAUUGGGAGAGGGUGCAUUGAGUGAUCCGCCUGUCACCGUAAGGACUUUUGACGAUACUCCUGGGCCACCGUCAAACGUAUCAUUCCCUGACGUGACGUUUACAACUGCUCGUAUAAUUUGGGAUGUACCUGAAGACCCCAAUGGCGAAAUAUUAGCAUAUAAAGUGACGUAUCACCUCAAUAAUACAUCUCAGCACACAUUCUCUAGAGAGUUCCUGCCGUCGGAUCGAACAUUCCGGGCGACGGAGCUGUCGUCGGAGCGAUAUUACCAGUUCGCUGUGCGAGCACGAACGCGGCUGGGGUGGGGCGCGACUGCACGCGUGUUGGUGCUGACGACGGCGAACCGCGCCGCGCCCGCCCCUCCUGCGAGGCCCCACGUCGCACGAUCGCUGCUGCAGCCGCACCACAUCACCUUCUCCUGGACACCCGGCGACGACGGAUACGCGCCGCUCAGAUAUUACACUGUACAACAAAAAGAAGAAGGAGGAACAUGGCAAACGAUUCCGGAACGAGUAGACCCUUUUGCAACUUCGUACACGGCCGAGGGUCUCAAACCAUAUACUGCCUAUCAGUUUAGGAUAAGAGCAACGAACGACAUCGGACCUAGCCGUUUCAGCAAUGCCACUGAAACCAUUCGUACUCUUCCCGCCGCUCCCAGCAAAGCGGUGGAGAACCUGCACGUGGUGCCGAUAACGCCGAGCAGCGUGCGCGUGCAGUGGAGCCCGCUGGGCGAGCCGCACUGGAGCGGCGACGCGCGCACCGGCGGCUACCGCGUGCUCUACCAGCCGCUCACAGACUUCGUGCCCGCGCUGCACCACACCAUGAAGGUGGACGUGCCCGGCAUCAAGAGCGAGGAGGUGGUGCUGACGGAGCUGGCGGUGGACCGCAACUACGAGAUCAGCGUGUGCGCGCUGAACUCGCAGGGCGGCGGGCCCGCGGGCACGCCGGCCGUGGUGUGGGUGGGCGAGGCCGUGCCCACCGCGCCGCCGGGCCACGUGCGCGCCGCCGCGCUCUCGCCCACCGAGGUCGCGCUCUCCUGGCAGCCGCCGCUCGCCGCGCACCAGAACGGAGACCUGCUCGGGUACAAGAUAUUCUAUCUGAUGACGGAUUCGCCUGAAGAACCGGAACCCGGUAGGCGAGUUGAGGAAGAAACUGAAGUAGUCCCAGCGACAGCUACGUCACAUUCACUAGUUUUUCUCGACAAAUACACGCAAUACCGUAUUCAGGUACUUGCAUUUAAUCCUGCUGGAGAUGGUCCUCGAUCAAGUGCAAUCUCAGUACGUACUCACCAGGGCCUGCCGUCGGCACCACGCAACAUCACCUUCAACGACAUAACGAUGAAUAGUCUGGUCGUGUCUUGGGAGGCGCCACAACGACGCAACGGACUGAUACAGGCAUAUCUCGUCACAUAUGAAACGAUAGAACAAGACGAACGGUUCAGCAAGCAAGUGAAACAGAAGGUUACGGAGCGGCGGCUGGCCGUGGGCGGCCUGGAGGAGGAAGAGGAGUACACGUUCAGCGUGCGCGCCGCCACCGACGGCGCCGGCGCGGGCGCGCCCGCAGUCGCGCGCGUGCGCACCGGCCCGCAGGCCGGGUCGCCGUCCGCGCCGCGCCGGCUGCGGCUGGCGCCCGACCCCGCGGCGCUGCACCUCCGCUGGGAGAACGCCGCCUCCGGAAGGGGCCCGCUGCUCGGGUACUACAUCGAGGCCAGGAAGAAGGACGACACAAGGUGGGAAACAAUAACGCGCACUAGCAACGGCAUGUUGGAAGAAUUUACGAUAUCAUACCAGAGUCUUUUACCGUCAACAACUUACUCGUUCCGAGUGAUCGCAUACAACACGUACGGUAUCAGCAACCCAACAUACAGCGACAAGGUGAUCGUGACGCCAUCGAAAUUGUACUUAGAGUACGGCUACCUGCAGUACCGCCCCUUCUACCGACGUACCUGGUUCAUGGUUGCGCUAGCUGCGGCAUCCAUCAUCAUUAUAAUUAUGGUGAUAGCCAUUUUAUGCGUAAAAAGCAAGAGUUAUAAAUACAAAAAAGAAGCACAGAAAACCCUAGAAGAAUCGCUCGCGGGCGAGACCGACGAGCGGGGCUCGCUGGCGAUGGAUCUGUACCGAUCGCGGCAGAACUCGAUGGCCAGCACGGGCGCGCUGGGCGGCGGCGGCGGCGGAGCCACCCUGCGGCGUGGCAAGGCAGCCGCCACGCUCGCCAAGUCCCCGCCGCGCCCCUCGCCCGCAUCCGUCGCCUACCACAGCGACGAGGAGAGCCUGCGCGGCUACGACGAGAACCCCGACGACUCCUCGCUCACAGAGAAGCCCUCCGAGAUGAGCUCCUCCGACUCCCAGAAUUCGGAAAGCGAAAAUGAGAGCGUGAAAUCAGAGCCACACUCUUUUGUAAAUCAUUACGCAAACGUAAAUGACACACUGCGACAGUCAUGGAAGCGACAGCGGCCGUUCCGGCAGUACUCGAGCUACACAGACUCUGAACCUGAGGGCAGCGCCGUGGUGAGCCUCAACGGCGGCCAGAUCGUAAUGAACAAUAUGGCGCGUUCGCGGGCGCCUCUUCCUGGAUUCUCCUCGUUCGUAUGACACGAGCCCUCCGCCGCGCCCGCGCGACUUAUACUCCAUAUGUAAUUCUCAUUGCCCUUUCUUCUAUUUAUUUCGAAUGUACAUAUCACUUGACAAGCUUUACGAUUACGUAAAAUAUUAAGCUAGUUAUAAAUUAAUAAUAUACAUACAUCUAUAAUUAAAUAACGUAGUUAAUCGUGUUUAGUUUUCAGAGUAACAGUUGAUGUAAGCGUUACUAUGACCAAUGUUAUUAGCUUCACGUUUUCAAAUUUCAGAUCUCGUUAAUUAUUUAUAUUAAGACAUACUGUUAAGAUAGUUCUCAUAGCAACUCUUAUGCAUAGUAUAAGAUUAGUAUACUAUAAAUUAAAUUAGUGUUUUACCAAAACAAAUUCAAUAAUAAUAUAAAUAUAUAAUAUUAUUUGUUUGUAAUAAUUAAAAAAUGCGCUUAUUUUACUUAGUACUUACAAUGCGCAUAAUCAAUAUUCAUUAUCAUUAUUUUUUAUAUUUAAAUAACAUUGAUCAGUACCCCCUUAUUCUUACAAGGUAUAGGUGCCACUUUCAAACGAAGUAAAUAACUCCUAAGAAAAGGUGUAAGAACAGUUGAGUAGCUUUUAUGUUUCAUGAAUAAGGGGGCAAGUGUUUGACUUGUUUUUUUAGUCUUCGAUCAUUAGUUUAAAGCUAGUGUUAUUACAAUUUUUGACGUUUUAUUGUUAAAAUAUACAAUUGACUGAUAGUUAUAGUAAAAAUCCGAUUUAUAGAUGUAAAUAGAUUUAACAAUUACUACAAUGCGGACACAUGCCUUUAUAUCAUAAAUUUGGCACAAUAUAUAUAAAAUUAAACUGUGAUUGAUCGUAUUAUGCUCUAAUAUUACGAUAAUUAUGAAUUAUUACUAUAAGAAUCAAAAUAUUAAUACACCGAUUGUGUGUUCUUUUCUCACUUAGAGCAAUUGAAGGCGUUAUCGAUGCAAUGGGAUCUGCAGUUCUUUGGGAUGAGGACAACUACGUUCAAAUCAAAUCAAUCAAAUCGAAAUCUCUUUAUUUAUGUAGGUAGACCUACAGACUCUUAUGAUAUGUCAAAUUUACCAUUAGUUCCGAGUGCCUUCGAGCUAAGAAGAACUGCCAAGAAACUCCGCUCCUUUCUUUUCAAAUGAGCUUGUACCUGUUUCAAAUAAUUGUUUUUGUUUUUUUUUUAAUUGAUAAAAUGAAGUCAGAUAAGACAUCAGAGAUUAUGGAAAUUUUAAUCAUGCAUGAUUUAUAUAUAUAAGGCAUUCAGAUAAAAUAACAAUCCCAUAAGAGGCAACAACUGCGAUAAAUUAUUUUUAUAAUUCUGUCAGUCAUACAUAUGUUGCAUGUAGAUACUGGCCGGAAUUACGCUAGAUACGAACGCAAAAAAUUCAAUAGCGCCUUCUAUUGUGAAUACUGGGAAAUUUCAUCGUAAUUAACAAAUUCUCUUUCAUUUGCAUUGUAAUGCAAUAUUUGCAUUUACAAUAAUUAUAGCACUAUUGUUAAUAAUAGAAUAUUAUGCCUUUAACUAUAGAGGUGAUUGGUUUAUAGAUUUCGUAGGUGUUACCUAUUCUACAUAUGUACGUUCUACUAUGUUGAACAUGAUGCAACACCUGAAAUAUUAAUACUUUUUACUAUAAGCUAAUAGAAUUUAAUGAAAUUUAAUGUAAUAGUUAUAAAUGAUAUCUUCUCAUAUCAUUCAUUUUCUUUUGAUCUUCAUAAUUUGGUUUUAAUUUAACUGCAUACUGGGGUGACACCAUGCUAUAACGUACAUUGUAUAAAAACUUAUAAUGGUACAUAAGUAUAAACUCACCAAGUACUAGUGCCAUUGAAAUGUUAAACCAAAUGAAUCAGUCAUUAACAUUUUUACACAAAUUUAUCUUCUUUACAAGCUGCUUUAUAGCUUUUAUGUGUAAAUAGAUUCCGUUUGCUUUUUUAUGUUUGCCAUAUUUAGGCAUAUCUUUUAUCAAAAUAACUGAAAAAAGUUAUGAAAUAUUUAUUUAUAGCAUAAAAACAUUUAUGAUUUUCAAUAUUUUAUUAAUAUUUUUAAUUUUUGUCUUUUAUGAAAAAUUCCAAUUUGAUAUAUUCUAUAACAUCAAUGGAAGGUAUGCCAAAAUUGUUUACUGAAUACGUAUGACAAGUGUACAUUAAGUUAAAAACUAUUAUUAUACUUGAAACUUUGAACCAAGAAAUUACGCAGGCGUCAUUUGAUUUGGUUCCCUGAAUUAUUAGACAUUUUAUAUAGUAAUAAUACCUAUUAGAAACAAUUAGAUUCUUCUUGAAUUUAGAUAUUAAAUUAAGGCGAGAUAAAUGUAGAUGAGUAUAUUUACCAGGAAUAAAAGAUUAAUUGCACCAACUUAAUAAUUGACAUUCCAAUUUAUAGAUAUUAUUAUACAUGUAUAUUGACAUGGGUGUAGCCAGCCAUGGGCUCAGGGUGAGGUAACCCUGAUUUCAUACAAAAUGGUUACACCCUAUAGCACCCUGUAACUUUGUUAUUUUUGUGUCAACUGUCGGGUAUGAACUUUCUUACGCAUAUUAAGUAUCGUAUAAGUACUUAGAUAAUAUUUU